CCGGAAAACCCGUGAGUUAGUAGUUUUACUGUCGCAGACCAAAACGUUCAACUGCUGGCGGUGACAGAGCAGCGAAACAGGAGGACAGGACACGAUGCUGGAUUUAUUCAACAUUUAAACCACUUAAUGCAGCUUUAAACGAGAUGUUAUUUCAGCUAAACUAGCUAAAACUCCGUUGCUAACCGGGAAAGCUGUCGACCUGCUGGUGACUCUUUGAGUUAGUUAGAGCGAAGCCUGCUAGCUUACCCUGCUGGAUGACAUUAGCUUACAUGAAAUAUAAACAAACAACUAAGUUUUACUAAGGGGGAACAUUAAUCUCCCGAGCAGAUGCCUCUUCCGGAGAAGUCAAACAGCAGAGGGACGAAAAGGCUACAACUAGACUGGAGGUUUGUCCAGAGGUUCUGCAGCAUCCAGAAGGUUCUGUUCCCAUCAUGGAGCAGUCAGAGUGUCUUGAUGUUUGGUACGCUGCUUUGCGUCACUCUGACAGAGCAGCUGAUCAUUUACCAAGUGGGCAUCCUCCCCAGUCACUUCUACAAUGUGCUGGGAGACAAAAACUACUCCGGCUUCAAGAAUCUGUUGGGCACGGCCAUGGUGCUGAUUGUGGUCAACUCCACGCUGAAAAGUGUUGACCAGUACAUUUGCAAUCAGAUGUAUGUUAGCUGGAGAAAGACGCUGACUGAGAGCCUCCAUUCGGCCUAUUUCCAGGGCAGAGUCUAUUACACACUCAAUGUACUCAGAGAGGACAUAGACAACCCAGACCAGCGGAUCAGUCAGGAUGCAGAGAGGCUGUGCAAGCAGAUGAGCACGAUGGCGAGUCGCUUGAUCGUCUCUCCGUUUACUCUGACUUAUUACACCUAUCACUGCUUUCAGAGCACCGGCUGGAUCGGUCCUCUGAGUAUCUUUGGUUAUUUCGUGGUCGGGACCGUUGCCAAUAAAACCCUCAUGGGACCGAUUGUGUCGACUCUGUUUGAGCAAGAAAAACUGGAGGGAGACUUCAGAUUCAAGCACAUGCAAAUCCGUGUCAAUGCAGAGUCUGCAGCCUUUUACAGAGCUGGUAAAGUGGAGCACAUGAGGACGGACAGAAGACUGCAGACUCUGCUUCAGACGCAAAAACGUCUCAUAAACAAGGAGCUGUGGCUUUAUAUUGGGGUGAACACCUUCGACUACCUCGGAGGUUUUCUCAGCUACAUCAUCAUCUCCAUUCCCAUCUUUACUGGUGUUUAUGAUGGUCUGACUCCUGGUGAACUCAGUGCACUCAUCAGUAAGAAUGCCUUUGUGUGCAUCUACUUGAUAAAUGGCUUCACGCAGCUAAUAGACCUGUCAACGACUCUGUCAGAUGUGGCCGGAUACACCCACAGGAUCGGGGAGCUGAGGGAGGUGAUGGAUGACAUCCUACGCAAGCAGUGCAACUACGACCCUGCGUCAGGGGAAAGCUACGACUUUGACAGUGACUUUAACAUCCACGGAGGCCCUACAGACACUGCCUUCAUCCUGGACGGUCUUUCCUACAAAUCUCCUUAUUCAGAUCAGCUGCUGGUGGAAGAUCUGAGUCUGAAAAUCAGCCAGGGAACUCAUCUUCUGGUGGUGGGGAACACGGGCACCGGCAAGACGUCACUGCUGAGAGUCCUUAACCGUCUGUGGGAGGCCGACAGCGGUUUUGUCCAGAUGACAACAUGUUUCGGGCCCAGAGGAACCCUCUUCCUGCCUCAGAAGCCCUAUCUGACUGAUGGGACUCUACGUGAACAGGUGAUCUACCCACUGAAAGAUAUUUACCCUGAAUCAGGGUCAGUGGAUGAUGACAGAAUUAUACAUUUCCUGGAACUAGCCGGAGUGUCCAGUCUCCUGAAGCGGACCGGUGGACUGGAUGAAAAAGUGGACUGGAACUGGUAUGACGUUCUGUCUCCGGGUGAAAUGCAGCGUCUCUGCUUCGCACGGCUCUUUUACCUGCAGCCCAAAUAUGCAGUUUUAGAUGAGGCCACCAGCGCUCUGACCGAGGAGGCGGAGGCACAGCUGUACCGGACCUGUAAACAGCUGGGCAUGACGUUGAUCAGUCUGGGACACCGUAGCAGCCUGGAGAAGUAUCAUGAUGUCCAGUUGAAGCUCUGUGGAGAAGGCCGGUGGGAGUUAACGAAGUUAAAAGAAGCCAGCGGGAGUCUCAGUCAAAGCGAGGACGAGUUCUGAUCCGUCUUCUCUUUAAAGCAUCAAUGUUCAUAUUACUAAAUUUACCGGCAUUCAAGUGCUCUUAAUCGAGGUACUUUAAGCCCAGUUGCACGGUUGAAGGGAAACGUACAUGUGCAGUUUUGUCUGUAUUUAUAAGUCCAAAGGUGGUUUGAGAGGACAGCAUUUUAUCUCUUUCUUGAGUAAAAUUCAGUGGGAAUGCAGCAUUUUUUCAAACAAGUUAAUGGUCUGAUUGAGACAGAAAUCAAACUAAAUGUUAUGUAAAUCUUGUGUGCAUUUAUGAGAUUGCAGGUAUUAUGUUUACAGUCACUAUGUGGCAUUAAAACACGUUCUUUUAAUAAUUCCAAGAGUGGGGUACAUCUGAAGCAAUACAAUCAGUUGUAAAGAGUUGAUGAUUUCAUUAAAAAAAUCUACAAAUAAAAACUA
Messenger RNA from Acanthochromis polyacanthus (spiny chromis), 2604 nucleotides. It is a transcript of the gene abcd4, whose product is annotated as ATP-binding cassette, sub-family D (ALD), member 4. The record is from RefSeq and is a predicted model, not a curated record. The transcript has 19 exons. Gene Ontology annotation, molecular function: long-chain fatty acid transmembrane transporter activity; ABC-type transporter activity; ATP binding. NCBI's taxonomy places the organism in Eukaryota, Metazoa, Chordata, Actinopteri, Pomacentridae. Gene Ontology annotation, biological process: peroxisome organization; very long-chain fatty acid catabolic process; long-chain fatty acid import into peroxisome. Gene Ontology annotation, cellular component: peroxisomal membrane. The coding region runs from base 328 to 2181 and encodes 617 amino acids.